AUGGCGCCGCCGCCUCCGCCGCCGCCGCCGCCGCCGCCGCCCCGCCGCCGCUUCCGCGCCGGGGGCCCGGGGCCGCCGCCAACCGCUGCCGCCGGCCGUGCGGGUCUCCGUCGUGCCGGCCGCGGGGCCGGCGCCCGCCGCCCGGCCCUCGCUCCGCCCGGGCCUCGCUCCGCCGCGGCCCGGCGGCUCCGAGCGCGGCCGGCGGGGAAGGAGGCCGCGGGCUGUGCGCGGCGGUGGCGGCGGCGGCGGCGGCGGCGGCAGGAACUGAUGUCAGUCAGGCGGGGCGGCGCCAGGGCCGGCGGGACCCGAGCGCCGCCAUGCCGCGUCCGCGCCGAGGCUCCGGGCCCGGGACCCAAACGGACCUGGGCGCGGUGGACCCCGGGGCCCUCGGAGACCCCGGGAAUCCCCACAGUCCGCGCCCCUCAGAGACACUGGGGACGAACACGGACCCCGGAACCCUCGGAAGCCCCCGGACCAGGCCUGACACACUCGGUGUCCACCGCCCAAGCACUCCUCAGAGCUCCUGGCGCUCCCCACCCGGCGACCAGGACACACGCACGGACGCCCAGGAUGCGAAGCCCCGCCCCCGCCAGCCAGAGGACCCCUCUCAGUCCACGGGGCCCACCUGGCCACCUCCCGGCCCCUCACUGUGCAGGCCAGGCGCCCGGAUGUGAGCAGCCUAGAGUGCCAGAACCCCCACCUGACCUGCCUCCAGAGCCCACCUCCUCCUCCAGGCCACUCGUGCCCUUUCAGCUGGCCAUUCCAACCCUAAACUUUAGGCCACUGCAGGUCCAAGUCCACGGUGGCCUUCCUGGCUUCCAAAACACACACUCUAUCCUUCACCUUCAGAGCUAA
Messenger RNA from Castor canadensis (American beaver), 855 nucleotides. The record is from RefSeq and is a predicted model, not a curated record. Lineage: Eukaryota; Metazoa; Chordata; Mammalia; Rodentia; Castoridae.